Drosophila ananassae is the source of this 1644-nucleotide messenger RNA. RefSeq names its product glutamyl-tRNA(Gln) amidotransferase subunit A, mitochondrial (gene GatA). The transcript has 4 exons. The record is from RefSeq and is a predicted model, not a curated record. Gene Ontology annotation, biological process: mitochondrial translation; glutaminyl-tRNAGln biosynthesis via transamidation. Lineage: Eukaryota; Metazoa; Arthropoda; Insecta; Diptera; Drosophilidae. Gene Ontology annotation, cellular component: glutamyl-tRNA(Gln) amidotransferase complex; mitochondrion. Bases 118 to 1644 code for a protein of 508 amino acids. Gene Ontology annotation, molecular function: glutaminyl-tRNA synthase (glutamine-hydrolyzing) activity.
AAUAUGCUUAGACCUUCUUGUAACUUGAAUUUAUUUGUUAUGAAUUCUUCCACUGGCUGAUGUCUCCCAAAGAUUGGGCAAUUAUAUUUGUUUCCAUCGUCUUUUUACUGCAAAAGGAUGCGGCGUCACCUGCAGUGGAACAUUAAACAGUUAACGGCCAGCUAUGCUGAGGGACAGCUUUCGCCGCGCCGGUUGACAGAACUGGCUCUGGAGGAUGCUAAGAAUCUAAAAACCCUGAAUGCUUUUGUGCGUCUGACACCAGAGAAGGCGCUCCAGGCGGCUGAGGACUCUCUGAAGCGGUAUCAAAACAAGAAACCCAAAGGCACCCUAGACGGAGUAACGAUUGCUAUUAAGGAUAACUUUUGCACCGAGGGCAUCCCAACUACCUGCGCUUCUAAAAUGCUGCAGGAUUUUGUGCCUCCGUAUGAUGCAACAGUGUGUUCUCGUCUGAAAAAAGCCGGAGCAGUGCUCCUGGGAAAAACCAACAUGGAUCAGUUUGCCAUGGGCGCCGGCACUGUGGAUUCCUUGUACGGUCCCACAAAAAAUAUCUGGAGCGAGGAGCUGGACGGAGACCGUUGGCGCAUCGCGGGCGGCAGCUCAGGGGGAUCUGCCUCAGCUGUGGCCGCUGGCAUCUGUUAUGCGGCGAUCGGAUCGGACACUGGUGGCUCCACCCGUAAUCCAGCUUCUUACUGUGGCGUGGUAGGCUUGAAGCCCACCUAUGGUCUCCUCUCCCGCCAUGGUCUUAUACCGUUAGUAAACUCUAUGGAUGUGCCCGGUAUUUUCGCCCGAUCUAUUAGUGACUGUGUCGAUGUCCUCAAUACUGUGGCUGGUCCAGAUACAUUCGAUUCGACGACUAUAAGAAAACCCUAUAAAAAUCUUACGCUUCCAGAGAUUGAUCAAAUUAACCUAUCCACAGUGCGAAUAGGGAUUCCAAAAGAAUAUCACUGCGAAGGCCUCUCCCCCGAAGUCCUGGAAACAUGGUCCAAGGUUGCGGAUCUAUUGGAGUGCGCCGGAGCCUCGGUGCGGCAGGUUUCUUUGCCCAACACAGCAGCCAGUAUAUUCGUUUAUUCUAUUCUGAAUCAGUGCGAGGUGGCUAGCAACAUGGCUCGUUACGAUGGGAUCGAGUACGGUCACCGGGCUUCCGACGAGCGCAGCACUGAGCAGCUCUAUGCCCAAUCCCGAGCUGAAGGGUUCAACGAAGUGGUCAAGACGCGCAUCCUGACAGGCAAUUUCUUUUUGCUGCGAAAGAACUAUGACCACUAUUUCGAGAAGGCCUUGCGGGUGCGGCGCCUGAUUGCCGAGGACUUUUUAAAGGUUUUUGUGGCUUCUCAAGAGGACGACCGAGUGGAUAUCCUACUCACACCGACAACUCUUACAGACGCCCCUUUAUACAAGGACUUUGCUGGCCUCACCAAUAGGGACCAGUGCGCGGUUCAAGAUUUUUGUACCCAACCUGCCAACAUGGCUGGUAUUCCUGCGGUCUCCAUACCCAUUCGCUUAUCCCAGUCGGGUCUUCCUCUAAGUCUGCAGCUGAUGAGCAAUAGCCUGAACGAGCAGUUGCUUCUCACUGUAGCUCGUUGGAUUGAGGCCCAGGUCGAAUUUGACAGCCUGCAGCACAGACUUAACCUUCAGUCCACUUUAUAA